This is a messenger RNA of Entelurus aequoreus (snake pipefish), 4045 nucleotides long. It is a transcript of the gene flrt3, whose product is annotated as fibronectin leucine rich transmembrane 3. Gene Ontology annotation, molecular function: protein binding. Lineage: Eukaryota; Metazoa; Chordata; Actinopteri; Syngnathiformes; Syngnathidae. The record is from RefSeq and is a predicted model, not a curated record. The coding region runs from base 919 to 2868 and encodes 649 amino acids. The transcript has 3 exons.
AGAGAGAGAGAGAGAGAGAGAGAGAGAGAGGGCACCAGUGAACACCACAGUGCUGCUACACAUGCAUUCCACAUUUGCGAGGGAGUGAGAGGAACUGUGGAAAAUCCACAUAACUCGGAUUGGAUUAUUUAUUUUUUUUGGUCUUUUCUCCCCUCUGACCCCUGAGAGGAUACCUGGAACUUUACUUGUUUGCUUGUCUUUAGAGGACACCAACCCAGGUGCGAAAAGGGCCUAGCAUGAAUCAAGUUCCAGGUGCAUGAGGGAGGCUUGCCCUUUUCACCAUUUGUCUCCUUAAAAGAAAAAACUACCUUCCUCUACGCCCGGGACCACAACCGGAGCUCGGGAUUCAUGUAUAUACAAGCUUAACAACAGAGAAGAAGAUUCUGGUUACCUUUACCAGCUGGAGUACAUAAGCAAACAGGCCUUGAUUGAGCCUGCGGCAAAGGGGACUGGCAUGGGUCAGACCAGCUUUGUGUCAACCCAUCAUGCAUGUCGGGGCUGAUUGCAGAAAGGAGCCUGUACAAUAGCUCACAAGAUUGUCAUGACACACACCUAAUCUACGGUUAUGGCUACUGAGCUUGACAAAUUCAACACCCAUUAGGAUUUUUAAUAUCGCAGUGCACAGGCUUUGACACUGAGAGGGGAUGCUUAUCCAACAAGCUUAUCUGUCAUGGUAAAGGCAGCGGAAGCAUGAGCCUCUGAGAACACAGAGGAGGUCAUCGUCCUAACAAGGAUCAGCUCUGCAAACACUGACCAGUCAGGAUAUCACCAGAAAGCCCUCAGACAAACGUUUCCCUAUAUAAAGGAUAAUAACAGAAGAAGUUCUUGAUUGGAGUUUUGGUGAGCGGAAAGGAUUUACCACCUUGUGUAAAUCAGGGGCCUUUGAGUGAUUAGACUGCAGAGGAACACAGCUUCAAGAUGAUGCGUCAAUGCAAGGCCUUUAUCGUCUUCCUCAUCAGGGUCGGACUGCUGCUGGGUCUCGCUAACCCACUGGUGACCUCUGCCUCAUGUCCCUCUGCAUGCCGCUGUGAUGAGACCUUCAUCUACUGUAAUGACCGUGGUCUGACUUCCAUUCCUACUGGUUUACCUCUGGAUGCAACAGUGCUCUUCCUGCAAAACAAUCGCAUAAAGAGCUCAGGAAUUCCCACAGAGCUCCGCAGGCUCACAAAUGUAGAGAAGAUCUACCUUUACUGCAACAAUCUAGAUGAGUUUCCCACUAACCUUCCCUUUGGACUUAAGGAGCUCCAUCUCCAGGAGAACAACAUUCGCAUGAUUACACACGAGUCUUUAGCCCAGAUCCCCUUUAUUGAGGAACUACACUUGGAUGACAAUUCUGUGUCAGCAGUCAGCAUUGAGGAAGGGGCUUUCAGAGACAGUAAUCACCUUAGAUUGCUUUUUCUCUCGCGAAACCAUUUAAGUACUAUCCCUUCGGGUCUACCUAUGAGCAUUGAGGAGUUGCGCUUUGAAGACAACCGCAUCUCAUCAAUCUCAGAACAGUCACUGCAAGAUCUCAUCAACCUGAAACGGCUAAUCUUGGAUGGUAACCUGCUCAAUAAUCGUGGGGUUGGGGAGAUGGCUUUCAUCAACUUGAUUAACCUGACUGAGCUCUCACUCGUGAGGAACUCCCUGACAUCACCACCAGCUAACCUGCCGGGCACAAGUUUGGAGAAGCUUCAGCUUCAAGAUAAUCACAUUAAUCGAGUUCCACCUGGAGCGUUUGCCUUCCUGAGACAACUGUAUCGUUUGGACUUGUCUGGUAACAACCUGAGUAGCCUCCCACAGGGUGUAUUUGAAGAUCUGGACAAUCUCACACAGCUUUUGCUACGCAACAACCCCUGGCAAUGUACUUGCAGGAUGAAAUGGGUACGUGACUGGCUGCGGUCAUUACCGUCAAAAGUGAAUGUACGAGGCUUCAUGUGCCAAGGCCCUGAUAAGGUCAAAGGCAUGGCACUCAAAGACUUAUCUACAGACAUGUUUGACUGCACAGAUUCAGAACUUCCUACGUAUGAGACGAGCACAGUCUCUAACACUGUGCGCCCCUCACAACCACAGUGGCCCUUAUUUGUGACCAAAAGACCUGCAGUAAAAGGACCAAAUUUGGGCAAAAAUUACCACGGCACCACCACCUCAAUAGGAAGGAAGAUCAUCACAAUCAGUGUGAAGUCAAGCAGCGCAGAUACAAUUCACAUAUCCUGGAGGGUAUCACAGCCCAUGACUGCCCUGCGGCUCAGCUGGCUCAAGCUGGGACACAGCCCUGCAUUCGGCUCCAUCACAGAGACAAUUGUGCAAGGGGAGAGGACUGAAUACCUGCUCACUGCACUGGAGCCAGAGUCUUCCUAUAGGAUAUGUAUGGUUCCCAUGGAGACCAGCAACAUCUACUUGUCAGACGAGACCCCCGUUUGCAUUGAGACCGAGACUGGCACUCAUAAAUCCUACAAACCAACCACUACUUUAAACAGAGAGCAGGAGAAAGAGCCUUACAAAAAUUCCAGUCUGCCUUUGGCUGCCAUCAUUGGAGGGGCUGUUGCACUUUUGGCAAUCAUCAUGUUGGCAUUGGUGUGCUGGUACGUCCACAGAAAUGGGUCACUUUUUUCCAGGAACUGCACCUAUAACAAAGGCCGCCGGAGAAAAGAUGACUAUGCCGAGGCAGGCACGAAGAAGGACAACUCAAUUCUAGAAAUAAGAGAAACUUCUUUUCAAAUGAUUCCUAUAAAUCACCUGCCUGUGUCCAAGGAGGAAUUUGUGAUACACACAAUAUUUCCACCAAAUGGCCUGACUUUAUACAAGAGCCCACACAGCGAGAACAAUAUUAACAACCGGAGCUACAGAGACAGUGGAAUACCAGAUUCAGAUUAUUCCCAUUCAUGAUAUUGCACACAGACAUUCAUGAUGAGUGUGUGCUGUUAUACAGAGACUUACGGCAAAACUUCUACAAAACACUGGAUCUAUAAGACUAAAGAAGCAAUGUUCUGUACAUUUGCCAUAUAAUUUAUAUUUAAGGACAUUUUAUGAAGACUGAGAACGUUCCACCUGCAGGCCCUCACUGAACCAUCAGUGGGUUUAGUUCUGCAAUUACAUUUUAGGGAUUUGUAGUAAUUUGUACUGUAUUUCCUUUGCUUAAAAAUGAUCGACCAACUAAAAAGAAACUAUAUUCUACUGAGAUAUGAUGACUUGUCAACUGUGAAAGUGGGUUUUCAUUGCUGUGGUGAACAAUCAGACUUUAGAAAACCUUGUAGUAUAAGCACAGGUCAUUAUUUUCACAUUGUGGCUGUAUGGAAAAAAAAAGGCAAAAAAGAGGCAUAACAAACUAAGGUACAGUUGAUCAAUAAAAUUCACAAAUCAGGCAUGUUGCCGUUUUAGAAGAACAAACAGCAGUGAGCUGUCUCAUUUACUACUGACCAAGAAUAUAGUUGUGAUUUGUAUGUGAUGCAAAACACUACAGAUGAGGUGCCAUGCUUUAUUUCUCUACUUUUUUAAGUGUGUAUUUUGUUGCAAGUGGGUAACACAGCAGAGUAAACCGAGCAGGACAUGUGUGUCGUUUAUUCUGAUAGGAUUGUAGGCCACAGCACAGGGCAGAUAAAGCACAUUGACUUUAAGGGACUCUUUAAAACAAGAAGACUGGACAGGCUGACACAGGACCCCCCACGAUUUCUAUUUGUACAAGCCAACAACGGCCAAUUGACAAUGGUGGCAUUCUUUAGUACCGUGUACCCUACGUCACUCAAGUCAAAAGGCUAACUCUACAUUAGAAUGAUCACAGUGUCAGCUAUCCCUUGACAGAACUACUAUUUUACAUUGUUUUCAAAGUGAACAUGUUUUUUGUUGCCACAAUUUGAAAUUACCUGUUCUUCAAGUAUGAAAACCAAAGUGCAUUGUUUGCCCUUUGGCCAGUCUUGUAUGUGCCUUGAUCCAAUGCUUAUUGUAUUUAGCUUUUUAAGGAACCAGUGACUUUUUCAUACACACUUGGAUAUGAAGUAUUGGUCAUAUUACAAAAUAAAAAAAAUACAAAAAUAGCAUUGCAUCAUUUCUGACCUACACUGAUAAU